GCUGACACGAUGUAAUACUUGUGAAACUUGUGCGAUGAACUGCUACAUGCUAUGCCAUUCCGCGUUGUACUGACGCCCUACUAUGUCAACUCCGUCCGUAAACACCCCGCUGCGGGGUAUCCUGUCUAGAGCUCCGUACCUGUUGAGUGCAAUCCCGUCAGCAUGUGUAGGAUUAAUCAGCUGAAAGCAGGUGCUGCUGCUUUACGAUUGCGCUAUUCGACGUCUGUGACGUAUCUUUUUGCUUGGAUAUAUAUAGGCCGGAACUCGAGGGCAGCCUAUCUCCAGUUUUGAGAACACGACUUGACAACCAUUCAGUCCUCAGAUCACAGCACAAGCUUCCUAAUCCACGAAACCAAGAUUACAUCAAUCCGUCGACAAUGCCGAAGCUUUUCAUCACAGGCGCGACUGGUUAUGUCGGAGGCGACGCCCUCUAUGCUAUAGCAAACACCUAUCCCGACCUUGAAAUCACAGCGCUCGUCCGGAACAGCGACAAAGGCGCAAAGGUUGCUGCACAGUACUCCAAGAUCCGUCUCGUUUAUGGCAAUCUUGACAGCACUGAGCUACUUACCACCGAGGCUUCCAAAGCAGACAUCGUGGUCCACGCCGCCGACUGCGACCACUUAGGUUCUGCAAACGCUCUAAUUGCUGGUCUUGCUCAGAGUCAGAAGAAAGCCUUUCUAAUUCACACCUCGGGCACAGGUGUGCUUGGCUUCCAAGACGCCGAAAGCAGCACGUACGGUGUCAAGCGGGAGAAGGUAUAUGAUGACUGGGACGGCAUCGGCGAGGUCACUUCUCUCCCCGAUGUGGCUGCCCAUCGCAAUGUCGAAAAAGUUGUCCUCGCAGCUAGCGAAGCCUCUGCGGGCAACAUCAAGUCUGCCAUCGUUUGUCCACCAUGCAUCUACGGACCUGGUCGCGGUCCCGAUAACCAGAGAAGCGUCCAGGUAUACGACAUGGCCAAAGCAACACUCAGUCGUCAUAAAGGAUUUGUGGUUCAGGAAGGCACCAAUAUCUGGACUGAGCUCCAUGUUCAAGAUCUCAGCGAAGUGUUCCUCGCCCUCAUAACGGCUGCCCUGUCACCGGACGGCGGUAAGGCCACCUGGAACAACGAAGGCUACUACUUUGUCGAGAGCGGAGAGUUCGCCUGGGGCGAUAUCGGACGCAAGAUUGCACAAAUCGCUCGCGAGAAGAAGCUGAUCAACACCGCUGAUGUCGAUAUAGUGGACAAAGACGAGGCGGAUAAGUUGCGAGGAGCCGGCAGCUAUCUUUGGGGCACCAAUUCUCGCUGCAAGGCUAUUCGCGCGAACAAGCUGUUCGGUUGGACACCCAACCAGAAGAGCCUAUCUGAGCUGCUGCCAGAGAUCGUGGAGGACGAAGCAAAGAAGCUGGGCUUAAUCAGAAGUCAUGCUGAGGAGGCUACCAAGGGACGCAUCUUGAGGUGA
Molecule: messenger RNA, 1439 nt
Organism: Cucurbitaria berberidis CBS 394.84
Lineage: Eukaryota; Fungi; Ascomycota; Dothideomycetes; Pleosporales; Cucurbitariaceae
Product: NAD dependent epimerase/dehydratase family protein
Exons: 2
Coding region: 378-1439 (353 amino acids)
Source: RefSeq, a predicted model, not a curated record